UAGAAGUCAGGGUUUUGGUACAAGUCGGAAUUUGACACAGAGGGAAAAUAUUUCACCUCCAGUAGCCGUUACUUCAAUUGUGGACAAGUUAAUCAAAAUGAAAAUGGUCAGUCUGAAGAUUUGGGCUCAAUGUUUCAGAGGCCUCUUUGAACUAUUUGCCUCAGAGCGGAAGUCUGGCCUGAAGAACAUUGUGUGCCUAAUUUCACUUUGCCUUCUGAUAGGGCUGGGGACCAGUGGCAUACUCUUUAUAUCUUUGCGAGCAAUUCACUUCAGCCUUGUAGUAAGUCUGACAGUCUGUGGAAUAUUUGCUGCCAUCAUUCCUGGUGCUUUGUUUCUCUCAAAGCACUUCAGAUGCUUUACUCUGAUUGUCCUCAUCUCCUGUGGAACACAACAAGGACGGAACGCUCUGAUCACAGCUGGCACUGGUGUGGUGCUCUUCAAUUGUGCCCAAAACAGCUUUCAUAAUUUAAAAGGAUUGGUAGAAAGCUUAGAAUGCAAUCUGGAAAACAUGCUGCCAUCUAUUAAGAAUCUUCUGGAAAAGUACAUUAAAAUUCUAGAGUGGAUUCGUGAACAGAUCCAAAAAUUACCACAAAAUGCAUUCGUCAAGUUUCCAAUUCAUUUUGAGAUAAAAUGCAGUAUAAGAGAUGAUAAGCUAAAACAAAACCUUAAUGAGACUAAAGUUAACCUGGAGAGCCUUGCUAAUCACAUGAUUUCAACAUUGGACAUGGUUUCCCAACUUUGUAAAGGAGUAGUGAUCAUAGUAGGCAUCUUACUGGUCCUAAUAUUCACUGGUUUAUAUAUCAAGCGAUAUUUGUCCAACAUCAAGUUUGAAAACAUAUAUAUCACAAAACAGUUCCUGAAUUUUGAUGAGCAGCAGAAAGAACAAGGUAAGCCUCACCUGCUCCAACUAACCAGAAAAGAGAGGAAAUCUUUCAUAAAGAUCCCAGCAUUCUCUUUCUCAGAAAGGGAAAGAAAAACCUUGGCAAGUUUCUGUGUUCCCAUCCUCAUCAAAGUGUGCAUUUGGGGAAUAGUCAUCAUGCUGGAUUACGGGCUAUUCUUGCUUAUUUCUUCAAUAAGAUAUCACCUGGAUCAUCUGCCUCCAAUCAACAUUACCAUGGACUUCCAAUUUGUUGAAGAAAUCAAGAUUAUCAACAUUCCAGUAAGUCGGCAUGAAUCCGGAGGAAAAUUCUCGUAUGAAACUCAUUUGUCCAAAGACGACUGCAUCCCUCAACCAACUCUGACAAUAAGCAAGAUAUGGCCCCCACUUGUUGCAAUAAUUGCUGUCUUACUUGUACUCACUUUAUUCUCUGCAAAAUUUACAAUAUUGAAAGUAUUGGUUUUGUCAUCAUUUUACGAUGAGACAGAAAAGAGACGAAUAGAGUUUCUACAUGAAAAAAUACUACGGAAAAGAGCCUUGGUCACAUUAAUGAAAACAAAUGAACCUCAAAACUUCACAGAUGAUAAGGUCUCAUUUUGGUUUCCAAUCUUCAGAAUGAAGCAAAGAAAGGAUGGCUUACCACAGAGAAGAGAAUUUCAAUACCAGAAUGCUCAUAGGUUAUGUGUUGAGCUUUGAAUAAAGAUGAAUUGGAAACUAGGCAAUUUCACUGGCCUAGCACUUCAUGUGAUCAUGUAAUAGACCAUUAUAAUCAGUGAUAUGCAUUCGGUGCAGUAAGCUCUGUGUUCACAUUUUGCAAAAUAUCUACUCUCUAUAAUUUUGGUUUAUUUGAAUUCAGUCCAAAAACUGUGAUAAGUUAUGGACAUUCAGUGAAGGGGAAAGUUAGAGUGAAACCUUUUGACACAACAUCAACAAAAUGCUACAAUGAGAGCAGGUAUGAGGGACUCAUAUGAGAUCUAAAAUAGUUGACUGAGAGUAGCAUAGAUCUUGCAGCUGCUCCUGAGAUUGCCAACCUAUUUCUAGAAAUACUUUUAGAUUUCUUACAUUUAUUACAUUUCAGUAGUAUAAGAUUUUAUUUUGAUUCAUCUUUGAUUCUUUUAUAGUCAAAAACACAAAACAACAUUUGUUUUUUCAAACGGAGUUGCGUUAAUGGAAUUUUUGAAAAGGUCCACACAUAUCUUAUUUCUCGAUUUCUUACAGUUAUUAGAUUUCAUUUGUACAAUGUUUUUAAUUUAACUUAUGCUUGGUUUGUUUAUCGUGAAAAACACAAAAAAAAACCCAAAAAGCCCAAAAAGAGCAUGUGAUAUUUUUUAAAACCGAGUAGUGUUAACAGAGCUUUUGGAGAUGCCUACAUGUGGAUGGCUUGUUUUCUUUUUCUCUAAAAUUAUAGGUGUAGAAGGAGAGAUUUUUUUCAAUAUCGCAAAAGAGAUUUUUUUUUAAAUUGCAGAAGAAAGUUUUUUUUAAAACCGAGUUGUGUUUAUGGAACUUUUGUAAAGACCUACAUGUUGACAGAUCCGGAGUGAGAUUCUUUUUGUAUCAAAAGGUUAAGAGCUGUCUGCUGGACCAUUUGAAGAGGAGUUUUUUUUUAAUUCGAUUGUUCAGCUAAAGUGGUUGUUUUUAUUUAAGAUUUGUAUGUUUGAACAGAUAUUCGGUUUUGUGUAAUGUUGAAGAGGAGAGUCUCUCAGAGGAAAGUAGAAGAGGCAGUCAGAUCUUGGGCACUAAGAAUGAAUCUUAUUAGAUUAGAUUAGAUUACAUUACAUUACAGUGUGGAAACAGGCCCUUCGGCCCAACAAGUCC
Chiloscyllium plagiosum (whitespotted bambooshark) is the source of this 2692-nucleotide messenger RNA. It is a transcript of the gene dcstamp, whose product is annotated as dendrocyte expressed seven transmembrane protein. The record is from RefSeq and is a predicted model, not a curated record. Gene Ontology annotation, cellular component: membrane. Lineage: Eukaryota; Metazoa; Chordata; Chondrichthyes; Orectolobiformes; Hemiscylliidae.